CCUAGCCAGGUGUGAGGAGCUGUUGCAAUUAGAGCUAGCUAUAAGCAAAGAUGGUGACUGCUUCAUCCAUUGGUUCAAGAGUUGAGACUUUGUCCGGCAGCGGGAUCUCAACGAUCCCAAAGGAGUACGUGAGACCCAAAGAGGAGCUUAUUAACAUCGGUGACAUCUUCGAGGAGGAGAAGAGCACCGAAGGGCCUCAAGUACCUACCAUUGAUUUGAAGGAGAUAGACUCCGAAGACAUCAAGGUGAGGGAGAAAUGCAGGGAGCAGUUGAAGAAAGCAGCCAGCGACUGGGGUGUCAUGCACCUUGUCAACCACGGCAUCUCCGACGAGCUCAUGGAACGGGUCAAGAAGGCCGGAAAAGACUUCUUUGAUCUCCCAAUUGAGCAGAAGGAGAAGUAUGCCAAUGACCAAGUAUCCGGUAAGAUUCAAGGAUACGGAAGCAAGCUUGCAAACAAUGCUUCCGGGCAACUUGAGUGGGAGGACUACUUUUUCCAUUGUGUUUAUCCUGAGGACAAGCGCGACUUGUCCAUUUGGCCUCAAACACCUUCCGAUUAUAUUGUGGCUACAAGCGAGUACGCUAAGGAACUGAGGGGGCUAGCAACCAAGAUACUGACCAUACUGUCACUCGGCUUGGGGUUAGAAGAAGGGAGGCUUGAGAAGGAAGUUGGUGGACUUGAAGAACUCGUACUGCAAAUGAAGAUCAACUACUACCCAAAAUGCCCUCAGCCGGAACUUGCACUCGGCGUCGAAGCCCAUACCGACGUAAGUGCACUCACCUUCAUCCUCCACAACAUGGUUCCCGGCCUGCAGCUCUUUUACGGCGGCAAAUGGGUGACAGCGAAAUGUGUGCCCAACUCCAUCGUCAUGCACAUCGGCGACACCUUAGAGAUUCUGAGCAAUGGCAAGUACAAGAGCAUUCUUCACAGGGGGCUCGUCAACAAGGAGAAGGUGAGGAUCUCGUGGGCGGUUUUCUGUGAGCCGGCCAAGGAGAAGAUCAUCCUUAAGCCGCUUCCGGAGACUGUCUCCGAGGAGGAGCCGGCGAUGUUUCCACCGCGGACUUUCUUUGAGCAUAUCCAGCACAAGCUGUUCAGGCAGAGCCAGGAAGCUCUCAUGUCUACCAAAGAAGCUGCUCUCAAAAGCAAAGAAGCUGCUCUCAUCUCUACUAAAUAAGCUACUUGAUCAUUCAAACCUUGUUUAAUUAUGGGUUAAUUUAUUGAUUUAGUAUGAUGUUAUUGUUGCAUCGAAGUAUUUCGAUGUUUUUUUUUCUUUUGAGAAGUAUUUCUUUGGUUUGGAGCUGAAUACUUGAAGACGAAGCUGUGGGAAACUUGGUUAUAUGUUAUUUAUUUCAUCAUCAUCUUCUUCUUCUU
Messenger RNA from Argentina anserina (silverweed cinquefoil), 1369 nucleotides. RefSeq names its product leucoanthocyanidin dioxygenase. The record is from RefSeq and is a predicted model, not a curated record. Bases 51 to 1172 code for a protein of 373 amino acids. The transcript is spliced from 2 exons. NCBI's taxonomy places the organism in Eukaryota, Viridiplantae, Streptophyta, Magnoliopsida, Rosales, Rosaceae.